AUGCGAAGGAGUCCCUCUGAUAGCUGCUUCCGGUGAAAAAAUCGUAUAAAAUGAAUGGUUGUUGUGAGAGUGUCAGAAGCUAGCCGUUGCUCCUGAUAACAAGAGCUCCACAUACUACGCUGUUUAAAAGUUGUGAAAAAAUAAGAGACCAAACUGAAGAUGUCGAGCCAAAGGAAGUUCUUCGUGAUCGGGAACUGGAAGAUGAACGUUGACAAAGCCCGGAUCGACCACAUUGUCAAGUUCAUGUCGGCGGCUUCGUUGGACCCGAACACAGAGGCCGUGGUUGGCUGCCCUUCUUGCUACCUGUCAUACGCCCGCCAGAGACUCCCUGACGAGAUCGCUGUUGCCGCACAGAACUGUUACAAGGUCGCUCGUGGUAACUUCAGCGGCGAGAUUUCUCCCGCCAUGAUCCUGGACUCCGGCUGCGAGUGGGUGAUCCUGGGUCACCCUGAGCGAAGGACCAUCUUCAAGGAGUCCGACCAACUCAUCGCCGAGAAGGUCGCACACGCGCAGCAGGCUGGCAUCAAGAUAAUCGCGUGUCUGUGCGAGACGUCGGAGGAUCGCGAGAAUGGUCGCACGGAGGAUGUCCUGUUGGACCAGAUGAAAUCCCUCGCCGCCAGCAUCAGCGACUGGUCUGACGUGGUGAUCGCCUUCGAGGCUCUGUGGGCCAGUAAUACCGGCGUCCUGGCCACAGCUGAGCAGGUGCAGGAGGCCUUGGCCAACAUACGACAGUGGCUGCGUGCCAACGUGAGCGAGAAGGUGGCCAACAGCACCAGAAUCAUCUACGCAGGUUCCGUUUCGUCCAGCAACUGUCGAGAGCUGGCUCAGCUGGAGGACCUGGACGGCUUCCUGGUGGGGAGCGCGGCCCUCAGACCCGACAUCGUCGACAUCAUCAACGCUCGACGACCCGACGUGUCCAGCCUCAUCGCGCACUUCGACCGACCCAGCGGCCGACGCGAGUGGCUGCCGGCCGCCUCAGGCGCGUCGGCCGCUGGGUCGGUCGAAGUGCGCGAUGAGGCUGGACACGUCGGGUCGUCGAGCGUUGAUGAUGUCGACGAUGUCGGGUCUGAGGGCCGCGCUCCCCACCAGGAAGCCGUCCAGGUCCUCCAGCUGAGCCAGCUGUCGACAGUUGCUGGACGAAACGGAACCUGCGUAGAUGAUUCUGGUGCUGUUGGCCACCUUCUCGCUCACGUUGGCACGCAGCCACUGUCGUAUGUUGGCCAAGGCCUCCUGCACCUGCUCAGCUGUGGCCAGGACGCCGGUAUUACUGGCCCACAGAGCCUCGAAGGCGAUCACCACAUGCCAUUAAGAGUAAGAGAAAGCGAGGAGGAGAAGGCUCACCUUGAUGCCAGCCUGCUGCGCGUGUGCGACCUUCUCGGCGAUGAGUUGGUCGGACUCCUUGAAGAUGGUCCUUCGCUCAGGGUGACCCAGGAUCACCCACUCGCAGCCGGAGUCCAGGAUCAUGGCGGGAGAAAUCUCGCCGCUGAAGUUACCGUGGACUUUUAUAUAAUCGUCUUUCCUGUUAUAAUUCGGAAAAGGAGAGCUUACCUUGUAACAGUUCUGUGCGGCAACAGCGAUCUCGUCAGGGAGUCUCUGGCGGGCGACAAUCCAUGCCGAUACUUCAAAAGCCAAAGGUCUCCAAAAGCGACCUUGGGAAAUACCAAGAAUGACAUCCAGCCACAACUUCUGUUUGGGACAAGUAAAACUAGCAUUGCAUUUGCAAAUUUGUGUACAAAAGCCAGCGUCAAAAAGGAGCGCAAUUGCCGCCCGCGUCAGCCGCGUCGGAUCAAAAUUGUCACUUUAGUUGAUGUUAUCAUGAUUCACUUUCGCGCGUCGGCCGCUGGGUCGGUCGAAGUGCGCGAUGAGGCUGGACACGUCGGGUCGUCGAGCGUUGAUGAUGUCGACGAUGUCGGGUCUGAGGGCCGCGCUCCCCACCAGGAAGCCGUCCAGGUCCUCCAGCUGAGCCAGCUCUCGACAGUUGCUGGACGAAACGGAACCUGCGUAGAUGAUUCUAGUGCUGUUGGCCACCUUCUCGCUCACGUUGGCACGCAGCCACUGUCGUAUGUUGGCCAAGGCCUCCUGCACCUGCUCAGCUGUGGCCAGGACGCCGGUAUUACUGGCCCACAGAGCCUCGAAGGCGAUCACCACUCCAGACCAGUCGCUGAUGCUGGCGGCGAGGGACUUGAUUUGGCCCAACAGGACAUCCUCCACCAACCGUUCCCAGCGAAGCUCGAGCUCAACCCAGGAUACCGGAAGCUCCAAGUACGUUUGUUUGGUUUUGUGGCCAAGCAUAAAACUGGCGUCGCCCGGGAAACGGCUGAUAGUCCUCGCCUCAGUGGCCAGCGAGAACGUUUCCCGAUGACUCUCCGCCGAGGAAGCAAGAUGAUAGCCAAGAGGAAGUUCCUGGUUGCGGGCAGCUGGACAUCACAAGCGGACUCGAGCGCAGAGGGCAAGAGAGAGAGUUUGUGUUCGUUCCUGUCGUAUGCUCGACAGCAUCUUCCUGUCGAGAUCGCCACGACUGUUCGUGACGGUCAUGAGGACGAGGAAACCUUCUGCAGGGACUGCGACUGCCACUGGGAAGUGGUGGGCGGAGCUUCGUCCGGCAGUUCCGAUUCUGAGCUGAAGGAAGCGAUUGUCGAAGCUGAGCGGGCAGGCAGGAAGGUGAUCGUCUGUUUGCAUGAGACGUCGGAGGAUCGCGAGAAUGGUCGUACGGAGGAUGUCCUGUUGCGCCAGAUGAAGUCCCUCGCUGCCAGCAUCAGAGACUGGUCUGACGUGGUGAUCGCCUUCGAGGCUCUGUGGGCCAGUGAUACCGGCGUCCUAGCCACAGCUGAGCAGGUGCAGGAGGCCUUGGCCAACAUACGACAGUGGCUGCAUGCCAACGUGAGCCAGAAGGUGGCCAACAGCACCAGAAUCAUCUACGCAGGUUCCGUUUCGUCUACCAACUGUCGAGAGCUGGCUCAGCUGGAGGACCUGGACGGCUUCCUGGUGGGGAGCGCGGCCCUCAGACCCGACAUCGUUCCCGCGAUCACUUCUUCACGAGUGUCUCGCUCGUCCCUCUGGGCGACGCACGAGGCCCUCAGCUCGACCGCCCAGCUCAUCCAGCAGCUUCGCCAGCGAGAAUACGCCAGGAGGCUAGCGGCGACGACGCGCUGUCCGAAACGAUACAUUUGAAGGGUUUUCAAUGACGUUUUGGGAAGACUCCUCCAGAAGAUUGAGGUGUAAACAAGUCUUGCAUUCAUGAAUGCUUGGUUUGUUAAUGCAGUGACAAUAUUAUUUAUUAUGACAGUAUUUAUUUUUGUGCAACUAUAUUUUCUAAUAAUAAAAAUAUCUUUACAAACCUAUUGCUUUUUAGACUGCAAUAAAUAUACAAAGAUUAUAAAACCACAUGCAGCUCAUGGAUUAGAUAACGUGAAACUAACGAAAAAAGAAAGAAUAGAAAGAAGGAAAACAAGCCCAUCGGAAAUGUGGUUGACCCCGCCCCCCCCCAAAAAAAAAAAAAAAAAAAAUCAGUAGAAAUCCAAAGGAAGGAGAGGUAGUCGCAUGAAGAGUCUAAGAGAACAUGUGAAUAUGCGUUUGUGAAUAGCAUGUCUGCCCUGAAGGUUUCCAGACCUCCAUGUAUCAUUAUUCAGGUAUUUUCCUUUU
Penaeus monodon (black tiger shrimp) is the source of this 3642-nucleotide messenger RNA. RefSeq lists its product as uncharacterized. Gene Ontology annotation, molecular function: triose-phosphate isomerase activity. Gene Ontology annotation, cellular component: cytosol. Bases 160 to 3171 code for a protein of 1003 amino acids. The transcript has 13 exons. The record is from RefSeq and is a predicted model, not a curated record. Gene Ontology annotation, biological process: glycolytic process; glyceraldehyde-3-phosphate biosynthetic process; gluconeogenesis. NCBI's taxonomy places the organism in Eukaryota, Metazoa, Arthropoda, Malacostraca, Decapoda, Penaeidae.